UGACUUUGACUGGAAAUCCUUACUUCAAAGUUCAAACAACAAUGAACAAAUAAACAUGAACUAUAAACAGUGAUAAUUAUGUAAUUUAAUGCACAUUCCACUUAUUUAUUAUAUGCAUGUUUCAAGAAUUAAAAAAAGCCUUAUUCACAAGUGUUACAGGUUUUCCAUAGAUAAUCAGAACAAAUUCAACUUUGAGCCAAUAAUGCCAUCUCAAGAUGAAAAUUUCAGCAACCCUGUGGCUCCUCCUGGAGAAAGUCUGCCAGAGGAGGCAAGGGGGUCCAAUAAGCUGACAAAUGCUGACUUCCGCCGGCUGAUGAUGACGCCACGGGCGCCAGCCUUGUCCAAGGAUGCCACAGAGACUAGCAAGACACCUGCAGGGGGCGAGGACUCCAAGUUGGCUGCUGCUCAGCGACGGGAUCCUAAGGAGGAAGCCCGAGCCAAUGAACGCAAGAAAAGGAAGAGCUACUACGCCCGUCUGAAGAAGGAAGACGAGCAGAAGAUGGCAGAGCUGGCAGAGAAAUACCGCGACCGCGCGCUGGAGCGGCGCGACGGUGUCAACCCUGACUACCACGUCGAGGACGCGUCUGCUGAAGGACAGGGUGCCUACAGGGCCGUCGCUCCCGACCUCAAAUCAGGCUUGGAUGCUGCUGAGCGCCGUAAGCAGAUGAUCCAGGAGUCCAAGUUCUUGGGAGGCGACAUGGAGCACACACACUUGGUCAAGGGGCUGGACUACGCCUUGCUGCAGAAGGUUCGGAGUGAAAUUCUGGCAAAGGAGGCUGCGGAGACAGAGGGGGAUGGUGGCGAUGGUGAUGCUGGCAGUGGUGAUGAAGCAUCAAAAGAUGAUGAUAAGCCUGCUUUCAAAACUGCGCUGGGCCGACGCGUAUUCAACGUUGUGAUGUCGGCACGUGGAGGUCCUGAGUUCAACGACCUUUUCCUGCCGGGGCGCAUGGCGUACAGCAUCGACCUGGAGGCGGACGACGAAAUCCCAACCACCGUCAUUAGAUCCAAGGCUGACCUCCAGGGCAUCGAGAACAUGCAAGCGACGUUCACCAGUAACGACCUGGUCAUCCAGAAGCUGUCACAGAUUCUCUCGUAUCUGCGCACCGGACGCACGUCUAAGAAGAUAAAGAAGAAGGAGCUCAAGAAACCUGAUGGUAAGGCGGCCGCUGACGAUAGCAUCUACGGCGACAUCGGCGCCUACGCGCCUUCUUAUAAGGGUGGCCCCAAGGACGUCCCGCGCCGGGACAGGGAGCGGGACUCCCGCAGGGACCGGGACAGAGGGAGCGGGACUCCCGCAGGGACCGGGACAGGUGAGAGAGGGAGCGGGACUCCCGCAGGGACCGGGACAGGUGAAGGGCGGGGGAGUGCGUGGCCGCAGGGAGGGCUGGGGGAGGCCAGGGAGGACCAGGCCUCCAGGGCAGCCAAGGAGGCCAUCAGUGAAUUCCGUGUGCCGGCCACUGACCAUUCCGGCGGCACGGCGCUCUUGCCCGCCAAGAAAAGUAGCAAACUCAUGGAAGAAAACUUCUACACGGAAUGCUACCCCGAUAUGGCAGAGAUGCACGAUGCUAUUGAUGAUUCUGAUGAUGAGGCUGACUACACUAAGAUGGACUUGGGCAACAAGAAAGGUCCCAUAGGGCGGUGGGACUUCGACACGACGGAGGAAUACAGUGACUACAUGAACCAGAAAGAAGCUCUCCCUAAAGCGGCUUUCCAGUAUGGCGUCAAAAUGGCUGAUGGCCGGAAAACUAGAAGAAUACCAGGGUCGCGCGAGAAAGACCGGAACGCUGAGCUGAGCCGCGAGUGGCAGCAGAUACAAGCCAUCCUACAGAAGCGGAAGGGAGAGGCGGACCUCGGGCCCCCAGAAAAGCGGUCCAAAUAUUGAGGACUUCGAGGACGAAAACCAGCUAUGCCGAACCACAAUUUAUUUCUGUUGUACAGAUACGGAACUCCUCCUGAAAUACUAUUCACAGUAUAAUCUUACAUCGAAAAAGAUAUUUCGUUUUUGUAUAAUUUCAGUAGCCAUUAAGAUUAUUAUUUAAUAGGAACGAGA
Messenger RNA from Hyalella azteca, 2050 nucleotides. It is a transcript of the gene beag, whose product is annotated as protein Red. The coding region runs from base 89 to 1882 and encodes 597 amino acids. Gene Ontology annotation, biological process: mRNA splicing, via spliceosome. NCBI's taxonomy places the organism in Eukaryota, Metazoa, Arthropoda, Malacostraca, Amphipoda, Hyalellidae. The record is from RefSeq and is a predicted model, not a curated record. Gene Ontology annotation, cellular component: nucleus. The transcript has 14 exons.